AUGAAAGGAUGCAAAAUAUUAUUUGUUGCUUGCCUAGCAAGGUUAUGCACUUGUGGAGAUGUGGCGGAAGUUGUAUCCCUGUUGUCUAACUACACCCCGGUUCACCUAAAACUUGACGAUCCGAAUCAGCUGGGAGUAGAAACGAUUGAAAAUACCACAGAUGGUGUUACAUCAAUGUCAUUUAUACCGAUAACUCGACACUGCUUUGAUAGUGUUUCAGAAGAGGAUACAGAUAUAUGGAUUCCAGGUGAUGGGGAAAGAGCCGCAGCUGUUCAUAUGUACUACAGAUCAGCCUAUUACAAGCUGAUUAGUAUACAUACUAUAUCAAGAGGUUCGUAUUCCACUCUCUUCUUCGAGAAUAAAUCUGGGAAAUGGAGGCAAAUCAGAAAGAUGAAGUUUGAUACUGGAUUAGAAUCUCUCAAAGCGCCGCUAGAAGAUCCGGACAAACACGAUGAAUGCACGGAAGUUGAAGGAUUGAAAGCAGUAGAUAAUAAUACAAUCAAUAUAUUGAACCUUGAUGACGUAAAAGUACACAAACUAACCCGUAAUUUUGGCGAUGUGAGAUGGGUAAGAUACCGCAUAUCUGAGAGUUUUGAUAUUACAAAAAUUGUGGAUGGCUCCACUGACGUUUGGAUUGGAACUCCUGGUGAAAAGUGCCGUAUGUUCCAAAUGAUUUAUAAACCUUUAGAGCCUACAUUGCUUUCUGUUAAUGUGUUAUCCAAAAACAGAUCAACUUUCAUUUACUUUUAUCAGAGCAGUGACAAAUGGGAACCUAUGGAAUCAAAGGACUUUCACAUUAAAAUUCAUUCUAAUCUAAGAGAUAGCAGUGAAAAUUUAUCACAACCACAUUCAAGUCCAAAAUUUGGACUGUUCAAAGUUGAACCACCUUCCAAGUUUGGUUUAAGAUAUGGACCUGAGGAGUCUGCUAAACCCAAGUAUCUUGAAUUACAAAGGAUGAAUGGAGUAUUACCACAUGAAACUGAACAUAGAAAAUCGCUUGUUCCUAAAAAGUGUUUUAUCGAUGUCUCUUCAACAAUGAAAAAUUCUAUGUUUGAACAUGCAGAAUCUGACUCUUCGCCAUACAAGGUUAUCCGUGCACUUCCAGAGGUUAUUGUGGAUAGAGUAGUUGAUGGUAAUGAGCCAAUUUGGGAAUCUGUAGCAGAUCAAUCGUGUUUAUCUGCAUCACUAUUGUAUAAAGACGAACAUGUAAAGUUUGCAAAGUUAUCAGUUAAGGAAGAUUCUGAGAUAGCCGAAUUGUAUUUUGAAAAGAAUAAAGGUAUUUGGGUAUCCCAUAAUGAAGAAACGUACAAAUCCAAGGUUGAAGGAUUUUUGGGAGAGCUUGGUGGACUUGAAGAUUACUACAAUGCUUUACCUACAGCUUCUGCAUAUUUAAUUUCCGCAUUUUUAAUAUUAAUUUUAAGUACGGGCAUAUUUUAA
Messenger RNA from Theileria equi strain WA, 1437 nucleotides. RefSeq names its product signal peptide-containing protein. The transcript has a single exon. Bases 1 to 1437 code for a protein of 478 amino acids. NCBI's taxonomy places the organism in Eukaryota, Apicomplexa, Aconoidasida, Piroplasmida, Theileriidae. The record is from RefSeq and is a predicted model, not a curated record.